This is a messenger RNA of Tricharina praecox, 2108 nucleotides long. RefSeq lists its product as uncharacterized. Bases 64 to 1815 code for a protein of 583 amino acids. The transcript is spliced from 3 exons. The record is from RefSeq and is a predicted model, not a curated record. Lineage: Eukaryota; Fungi; Ascomycota; Pezizomycetes; Pezizales; Pyronemataceae. Gene Ontology annotation, molecular function: histone deacetylase activity.
CUCGCGACUUCGGUGUACUGACAGACGCAAUGUAGAAACUACUCCUACGUCGCCGGCCAUCCGAUGAAGCCCCACAGAAUACGAAUGACCCAUAGCCUCAUCAUGAACUACGGUCUUUACAAGAAAAUGGAAAUCUACAGAGCGAAACCUGCGACGAAAGCCGAGAUGUGUCAAUUCCACACCGAUGAAUACAUCGAGUUCCUCUCCAAGGUUACGCCGGACAACAUGGAAAAUUUCGCCAAAGAGCAAGGCAAAUACAACGUCGGCGACGACUGCCCCGUCUUCGACGGUCUUUUCGAAUUUUGCGGUAUCUCUGGUGGCGGCAGUAUGGAGGGUGCUGCGCGUUUGAACCGUGGCAAGUGCGACAUUGCGAUCAAUUGGGCUGGUGGUCUCCAUCAUGCCAAGAAAAGCGAAGCUUCUGGAUUUUGUUACUUGAACGAUAUCGUACUUGGCAUCAUCGAACUACUUCGGUACAAGCAGCGUGUGCUGUAUAUCGAUAUCGAUGUUCAUCAUGGUGACGGUGUCGAGGAGGCCUUUUACACCACAGACAGAGUCAUGACCUGUUCCUUCCACAAAUAUGGAGAGUACUUUCCUGGUACUGGAGAGCUUAGGGAUAUCGGUGUCGGUGCUGGCAAGUACUAUGCCGUGAAUUUCCCUCUUAGAGAUGGUAUCACGGACGAGACCUACAAGUCGGUUUUUGAACCUGUCAUCAACCAUGUCAUGGAAUUCUACCGCCCAGAGGCUGUCGUGCUCCAAUGCGGUGCCGACUCGUUAUCUGGCGACAGGCUAGGAUGUUUCAACCUGAGUAUGAAGGGACAUGCCAACUGUGUCGAAUUCGUCAAGAAGUUCGGUCUUCCCACAUUAGUCCUCGGUGGAGGCGGUUACACCAUGCGAAACGUUAGCAGAGCUUGGUGCUACGAGACUGGUGUCCUGGUCGGCCAAAAAGUGGGCCCUGAUUUGCCUUACAGCGACUUCUACGAAUACUUCGGUCCCGAUUACGAGUUGGAUGUCCGACCUUCGAACAUGGAGAACCUCAACUCCCGAGAGUAUCUUGAAAAGAUCAAGACGCAGGUUCUCUCCAAUCUGGAACGCACACGCCACGCUCCAUCGGUCCAGAUGUCGGACGUCGGCAGGGGAACAACCGAGCACCAAGAGGAGCAAGACGCUAUCCUGGACGAUCUUGACGCAGACACCACUGGAAUGGAUCAACGCCAGACGCAACGUCAAUGGGAGAGAAGGAUCGACAAAGAUAAUGAGCUUUCAGAUUCCGAGGACGAGGGCAUGGGCGACGCCAUCGGCGUCCGGCGAGAAAACAACGGAAAGAAGCGACGAAGGAACGAGCGUAACUACAAAGAGACCAACGCCAGUGGCACCGGGUCUGGAGUCGCUACACCACAACUUGGGGCCAGCGCAUCCACCAGUGAUGCCGGUGCCCCUGUGGUAACGAAAAUCCCAGGUUAUAAUGGCGAGGACGAUGAAGAACUCGAAGCGUUGGCACGUCAGCAGGACGGAGAUAUCGACAUGGACGAUGAGCCUACUCACCCCGAGAAGCGGUUAAAGGCCAAAUCCGACGACGAGGAUAUGAUGGACGUCGAGCCGACUAGCAAGCCCGGUGACAAAUCACAGAAGCCCGGAGCCGCUGACGAUGCCGUGGCAACCACUCCUGCGGUGGGUUCGGAGCCAAGCGCGGUGGCAGUGGCAACACCUGCACCAAGCCUACUAGAUGCUCCGGAAAAGCCCACAAGCCCCAACAUUGCUCCAGCAGGUGUUAAAACAGGCGAAGGAGCGACGGAGAAACCAGAGGGAAAGCCGUAAUGUGGAGCACUUGAUGUUUUCUUUGAUUUUUUUUUCUUUUUAUGCAGAGUGGUUAGGCAAUUUCAUGUUUCAUUGCCAUGUUUCCGUUGUUUCGGUUCCAUUUUCCCUUCCACCUUGCUUCGCGUUGCCACUUUAUGUAUAUUCCAUCCCAAUUAACCGUUAUGCCGUGUGAUUUAUCUACAUAUAUCCGAGGGACGAUGGGAGUUGUUCAGCUCAAGGGCAACAGUACGAUCUGAAUUUGGACUGCGAGUUUAUUGAGAAUUGAAGCGUCUUUUUGUAUCUUCAUCUAGAAA